Molecule: messenger RNA, 1521 nt
Organism: Clupea harengus (Atlantic herring)
Lineage: Eukaryota; Metazoa; Chordata; Actinopteri; Clupeiformes; Clupeidae
Product: deleted in malignant brain tumors 1 protein-like
Exons: 6
Coding region: 1-1521 (506 amino acids)
Biological process (GO): zymogen activation
Cellular component (GO): plasma membrane
Molecular function (GO): serine-type endopeptidase activity
Source: RefSeq, a predicted model, not a curated record
AUGGUCACAUCGAGUGUGAUUGGCGGCUCAGGGGACGCGUUGGGUCUAGGGGGGGCGGGGAGGGCACAGUUGUUUGAGGUGAGGGUUGCAUUCUCUGCUGAGCCCCAAACUCAGAGCUUCUGCUGCGGGGAGAUGAAGAUGGAGGGCUGCCUGUGGGUCAUUCUCCUGUCCUCUGUGGUCCUGGCCAACCAAGAAGAUGCUGUGAGGUUGGUGAAUGGUGGUAGUCGUUGCUCUGGGAGAGUUGAAGUUAAUCAUCAAGGAGAGUGGGGCACAGUGUGUGAUCAUCUGUGGGACAUGACUGAUGCUGCAGUGGUGUGUAGAGAGCUGGGCUGUGGUGAUGCUGUGAAGGCUCCUGUUAGAGCUCACUUUGGACAGGGAUCAGGGAGAAUCUGGAUGACUGGAGUGGACUGUAAGGGAUCAGAGUCCACACUGAAGCACUGUGGCCACUAUGGGUGGGCUUUUCAAGGCUGUGACCAUCAUCUUGAUGCUGGAGUCAUUUGUUCAGACCGAGUAUCCCGGUUGUCUAAUGGCUCCAAAUCUUGCUCUGGGAGAGUAGAGCUGUUUCACAAGACGACCUGGGCAUCAGUGUGUGGUGCUGCGUUUGACUGGCAGGAUGCAGAGGUGGUGUGUCGAGAGCUGGACUGUGGGGCUCCUGUAGAGGUGCUGGGAACAGCUGCAUUUGGAGAGGGAAAGGGCCAGGUGUGGUCAGAGGAGAUCCAGUGUGGAGGCAACGAGACUCAGAUUCAACUUUGCCCAACAUCUGCUCUGAAUAUCAACUGCUCACAUGAGAACGAUGUGGGACUGACUUGCAGAGAUGAUCUGAGGCUGGUGAAUGGUAGCAGUCGCUGUUCUGGAAGAGUGGAGGUUUAUCAUGCCGGAGAGUGGGGCUCAGUGUGUGGUAACGGAUGGGACCUGCUUGAUGCUGCAGUGGUGUGUAGAGAGCUAGACUGUGGAGACGCUAUAGAAGCUCUUAAGGGUGCCUAUUUUGGACCGGGAUCAGGAAGUAUUUGGAUGAGUGACGUGCAGUGUUUGGGGUCUGAGUCCACAGUGAAGGACUGCUGGUCACAAAGAUGGGUUACAAAAAACUGUGGUCAUCAUCAGGAUGCAGGAGUAAUCUGCUCAGGAGUCAAACUGGUGGGCCGUUCUCAUUGCUCUGGAAGAGUGGAGCUGCUUCACACGGAGACCAAACACACAGUGUGUGAUGCUGCGUUUGACUGGCAGGAUGCAAAGGUGGUGUGUCGAGAGCUGGACUGUGGGGCUCCUGUAGAAGUGCUGGGAGCAGCUGCAUUUGGAGAGGGAAAGAAACAGAUGUGGUCAGAGGAGAUCCAGUGUGGAGGCAACGAGACUCAGAUUCAACUCUGCCCAACAUCUGCUCUGAAUGUCAACUCAUUCACUGAACUGAUGAACUGCAGCAAGUGGAUCCUCAAACUGGUCAAACACUUCCAUAACUUUCAUUUCAAGGUCCCUGUCUUGAUGUUGCUGCAGUGUUGUUUGAAGCUGACUCCUCAAGCUGGUCAGUAA